AUGUCUGUCAGUUUCUCCACGCUUGUGCAACGGGCACGGCCGGCGUCAAACCACGCGACGACGCAGGCGCUGCGGAGUGUAAUUGCAAAAAUACCGCCAACGAACAUCAGCAGCGUCGGGAAGGGUGUACGGGUGGCAUGCGAGGAAAACCCGCUUGCGUCUGUUGCCACUGUCGGGGUGUGGCUCGAUGCGGGCACGCGCCACGAGCCGGCGCAUUAUGCCGGGACGGCGCGUGUGCUGCAGAAGUGCGGGCUGCUCGGGACAACGAACCAGACGGGGGCGCAGAUUGCAAAGGCGCUUGACGAAAUCGGCGGGCAACUCACCGUGCAGGUGGGCCGUGAACAGACCCAUCUGUACAUGCGCGUGACGAAGCAGAACACGGAGCGGGCCGUUGGGCUUCUCGCCGACGUGGUGCGUAACGCCCGCCUGGCCGACGAGGAUAUCCAGGCAGCGAAGCAGGCCGUACUGAAGGAACAACACGAGUUUGAAGAGCGGCCAGAUGACGUCUGCAUGGACAAUUUGUACCGUUGCGCCUUUGAUAGCACCUCGCACGGCCUCGGAACCCCAUUCUACGGCACAGAGACGGGCGUCGCACGGGUGACGGCGGAGCAGCUCAAGUCUUACCGCAGCAGUGCUCUCCACGCAAACCGCGUGGUUGUUGUCGGCAGCGGGGCGGUGGACCACACCGCAUUGGAGCGUGCCGCCGCCAGCCACUUUGGCGAUCUCGUUGCAGCCCCCACAAAGUCAGCCGGCUUUCCGGAGGCGCGCUACGUGGGCGGCGAGUACAAGCUGUGGAACCUGCGCUACAAGACUGUCCACAUUGCGUGGGGGUUUGAGACAUGUGGGGCGGCGUGCGAGGACUCCCUGCCGCUGGCCCUCGCGUGUGAGAUUCCCGGCCCGUUUCAUCGCUCGCAGCAUGAAUUGGGUCAACACGCGAUGCACCGUGUGCUCAAGACCUUUUCUUCCCUUGAUCACAGCACUCCGACCAACACACACUUUAAUGAAAAGUGUAUUGAGAUUGCAAAUCCGUUCCUGCAGCAAUAUAAGGAUACGGGGCUCUGCGGCAUGUACAUUGUGGGUCGUCCUGCGCAGAGUGGCCCAGGCGAUGCCGGUGCCAUGGUUGAGGUGUUCCAGUACACCAUGGCGGAAUGGUGCCGCAUAUGCCAAAAGAUGUUACACCAGCAUGAACUUGAACAAGCCAAGGUGAACCUUAAAUCACAACUCCUGUUUAACAUGGACGGCAGCACCAAUUCCGCGGAGGAUAUCGGCAAGCAAGUGCUACAUUACGGUCGUCGUAUUUCACUGGAGGAGAUGUACGCCCGCAUUGACGACGUGACCCCUACAAACGUUCAGGAAGUGUUGCAACACUAUUUCUACAGUCGCAAGCCGGUGUACAGUUACCUUGGCUACUGUGCCUAUAUCCCUGGCUACGACUGGACACAACAUUGGUCGUACAAGUACUGGUACUAA
Molecule: messenger RNA, 1470 nt
Organism: Trypanosoma cruzi
Lineage: Eukaryota; Euglenozoa; Kinetoplastea; Trypanosomatida; Trypanosomatidae
Product: mitochondrial processing peptidase, beta subunit, putative
Exons: 1
Coding region: 1-1470 (489 amino acids)
Cellular component (GO): mitochondrion
Molecular function (GO): metal ion binding
Source: RefSeq, a predicted model, not a curated record